Medioppia subpectinata is the source of this 3174-nucleotide messenger RNA. The record is from the annotation of a GenBank genome assembly. NCBI's taxonomy places the organism in Eukaryota, Metazoa, Arthropoda, Arachnida, Sarcoptiformes, Oppiidae.
AUGAGUAAAACAAUAUCUGGAAACGAUGUGGUAAUCAGUGGUAUCGCCGGACGGUUCCCGCUGUCCAACAACACCGACGAAUUGGCUCGCAAUCUGUACGACGGCGUCGAUAUGAUCACCGCUGAUGACAGCCGAUGGCCAGAGGGCACGUUUGAUCUGAAUCCACGGAUUGGCAAAAUCCAUGACUUCUAUCAGUUUGACUCGACUUUCUUCGGACUCCCGCAACAGAUAUCGGAAAGGGUUGACCCGCAGGCGCGGAUGCUUCUCGAGGUUACCUACGAGGCCAUUAUCGACGCAGGUAUGAGUCCGCAAUCACUACGUGGUAGUAAGACUGGUGUAUACGUUGGGGUCUCCAUAUACCCCAUGACUGAAGGCUAUCCCGACGAUAUUCAGCCCGAUUUGAAGCAAAGUCUGCAGAGAGCGACAAUGCAGACCCUCUCCAAUUUGAAAUCCCUUUACGCCAGUCGUAUAUCAUUUGUGUUUGAUUUUAAGGGCCCGUCACUGAUGGUGGACACCGCCUGUUCGGCCAGUCUAUCGGCCACUACUCUGGCGAUGAACGACAUGAAACUCGGAAACAUCGAUACAGCGAUCGUUUGCGGCACUCAUAUGCUGUUCGAGCCAUUCGUACUGCAGUUCCAACAGGAGGCGGGUCUGUGUUCGCCCAGAGGUGUGGCCGCAGUCCUCGAUCAGGACGCCGACGGCUUUAUCAAAGGCGAGGCCGUGUGCUGUGCUUUCCUACAGCGCAGAGGCGACGCCCGGCGUGUUUACGCGACCAUGGUCAAUGCCAAAAUGAACAUCGAUGGUAAUAAAACGACCGGAAUGUUCUUCCCAUUGGCCGAAGCACAGGAAGAGCUCAUGAUUGACGCCUACAACCAAGUCAAUGUGAACCCUCUUGACCUCACCUAUUUCGAGGCUCACUGUACUGGCACCAAGGCGGGCGAUCCCCAGGAAAUAAAGGCCAUAUAUAAUGCUUACGUUAAGGCUCCGGGACGUACUGAACCCCUGCCAUUGGGGGCGUUAAAGAGUAAUAUGGGUCACGCGGAGGCCGGUUCGGGUGUGGCGGCCAUUAUUAAAGUGUGCAUCGCUUACGAGAAUGAAUGCAUUCCUCCCAACCUUAAUAUGAAACAACUGAAAGACGAAUGCCUUCCAUAUUGUCCGCCAAUAAAGCCUAUUGUGGAGUCCAUGCCAUAUAAACCAGGUUUGGCCGCAAUCAACAAUUUCGGUAUCGGCGGUGCGAACGCACACGUAUUGCUCGAACCCAACUAUAAGUUGGGAACCAGUGAUGGACUGAGAAUUGCGGAAACGAUUCCCAGAAUUGUUAACAUUUGCGGCCGAACUGAAGAUGCGGUCAAAUAUGUGAUGGAUUUCAUACAAAACAACCCAAAGAGAGUGACGAAUGACUUUUUGGCACUUUUGGCGCAGACUAUGAAAUACACGGCUAAUGUUAACUCAUCGGGAAUGCCAUUCAAGGGAUCACUUAUAAUAAAAAAGGUGUCGGAAAGUAGUAAUAAUAUUAAUUAUGAAUACAAGAGGCAAAUAGGCUUUCAAAAAGGCAAAAGUGCUCGACCUCUAUGGCUACUGUUCCCGGGUUUGGGCGGUCAGUGGCCGGCAAUGGCUAAGGCUUUGAUGCCUAUCAAGAUAUUCGCCGAUAAAGUGGAAGAAUGCCAUCAAAUACUCAAAGAGUUUGGCAUUGAUUUGAAACCAAUGUUAUUAUCUGAAGACAAGGCAUCGAUGGCUUCAAUGACCGCAAAGUUCUGUUCGACGACUGCUAUAGAGAUAGCGUUGUUUGAAGUGAUGAAAGCGCUGGACAUCACACCCGACGGUAUAAUUGGCCACUCGUUUGGAGAGAUAGCCUGUGCUUACGCUGACGGGUGUCUCAACACAAGGGAAGCAAUGGUCGUCACAUCAAACCGGGGAAUAGUCUCAGAAAAUAACAAAACUAUACCCAAAGGACUGAUGGCUGUCGUGGGGUUACCCAAGUCUGAGGCCCAGAAGUUGUGUCCAAACGGUGUUUACAUCGCCUGUAAUAACGCUAAGGAUAGUGUCGUUAUAUCCGGUCUGGAAAAGGAGAUGAAAGAAACAAUUAAAGUAUUGGAAGAGAAAAAAAUAUUUGUCCGCCAAUUAGAGAGCAGUAAUAUUGCCUACCAUUCAAAAUACAUCCAAACCGCUGCCCAACCGUUGAUCGACGCCAUCAAUAAACAUAUACCGCAUCCGAAGCCGCGCUCCAAGAAAUGGUUGUCCACUUCACUCAUGAGCGCCGACCCGACAGAGGAGGCCCUGCGGUACGCGUCGGGCGAGUAUUUUGCCCACAAUUUCGUUAACCCGGUUAUGUUUUACGACCGCUUUAAACAACUGCCGGCCGACGCCAUUGUCUUAGAGAUCGGUCCGCAUUCACUGUUUGGCAAAAUAGUGACCGAAACGCUCAAUGAGUCCUCUUAUGUGUCGCUCAUUAAAAAGGAUUCAAACGACAAGAAUAUGGAUUUAUUUUUGUCCGGUUUGGCCACUCUGUAUGAGUUGGGCGUAAACCUGUCACCAGAAAAGCUGUACCCGCGGUGUGAGUGGCCGGUGGCCCGCAAUACGCAGUCGAUUAACUCGUUGAUCAAAUGGGAUCACAGUUUAGUCAUUCCGCGCCGUAUAUAUCCGGAGCGCUGGUGUAGAGGAAGAGCCGCUGACAUGAAUGUUAUCGUCAAUUGUGGCACAAAAGAGGACGAGUUUUAUUUGGACCACUCCGUAGACGGCAAUCCUAUAUUCCCGGCCACCGGCUAUUUAAUGCUGGCCUGGCGUAAAUUGGCCGCCGAUAUGGGCAAACUAUGGUACAGCGUACCGGUCAUUUUUGAGAAUGUUCAAUUAAAAAGGGCCUUAUUUUUAACCCAGGAUCAAAACACUAUUCUUACAGUGAAAUAUCUUCCAUUAACAGGUGAGUUCACAAUAUACGAGAACGAAAACGUAUGCGUGUCGGGCAAAAUGCGUGCGCCGGGCGAUGACGUGCUAAUAGCACAGCACCUGAUCUACGAAAAUGAGUCCAAACUAUCUGAGAGCCAGUACUCGGUUGAGAGGCACGACAUAUACAAAGAGUUGGGAAUUAUGGGCUUAGACUACGGGCCGGCGUUUCAACGGCUCCACAAAGUGGGCACAAAUGACUUCAACGAGUUCUACGGUGAGUGCGAAUGGGAC